AUGGCAUCAGAACUAGAGGUCCCUGGUUCAACUCCAGACCUGGUCGCGGACUCCGUGCCAGAAAGGGAGACCAGCUUAGACUUAGGAGCAGAUGUUGAGACCGAAACUGCAGCCACCGAUCCAAUUCCAGACACAAUCACCAUUCAUAUUCUCUGUCCUACACUUUCUGCCACGAGUCGCUUCACCCUCAACAUGUCCCUGGACAGUACAGUUGCAAUCCUGAGAUUGCGUAUUCAGGAGAUUGUCCCGUCUCACCCAGAGCCCAUCCACCAAACCCUCAUUGUCCGUGGCAGACGGCUUCACUCACAUGCCGAUUCUAACAUUCUUCGAGAGGCGCUGGCGCCCAUUACUGGAAAUGAGAUGACUAUUCAUCUCCUACUACCGAUCAUCGCACCCGCUACUCCUCUUCAAUCUCGUCGCUUCGGAUCCACGGCCCCUUUCACAAACGGCUCUCAUUCCGGUUCUGAUGAAACACGGACCGCUACAAACACUCUUGGACAUGAUGUUGGCAAUGGAGUUAAUGAUGGUGACCAAUCUUCAAACCCUAUUUCCGAGCUCGAACGAAUGUACUUGAACUCUCUUCCUUCUGGGAACGACUUUCGUGGUCCUUCCUUUGCUCGGGAUCCCACUCUCCCUUCACUUGCUGAGCUCGAUUCACACUUCCAAAGACUUUCAAAUCAGAUUCGGAUCGCUCAGGCGGCUAUUGCCAGUAGUGCCGACAUCGCAACCCAAACUCGGAAUCGAUUCCUCCAUGACUAUGGGCGGAUUUCUGGCCGCGAAUUCCGACGUCUGAAUGAACUAAACCGGUCUAAUCCCCUCAAUGGUCCUCCCUCUUCUUACGAUACUGCUACCCUGAUUAUGACCCGGAAUGGUCCCCCUGGGCAAGACCCUGCUGCCUACACCGUCAUCACUUCUAAUGGUAAUACGGAGACUCCUAAUGCGGGUCCUCCUGGUCAAGCUCCUCCUACCGCCGGGCCAAAUGGAGCUCCUGAUAGAGGAGGCCCUGACGGCAUAGUUGCUCUCCCUCGGGACGCUGCCCAGCAUGUAGUGUUCAACAACCGACCACGCCCCCGGGCCCAAGCCGCGGAGGGUGAUGCGGGCGGCGCCCUCCGCCGCAUCUGGCUGUUCAUCCGCCUGUACUUCUUCAUCUACAUGAUCACGGAGCCAGGCACCUGGACUCGGACCUUGUUCGUCACGAUGGCAGUAGUGGUUGCCCUGGCAUCCAGCUCGGACAUCACUCGACAGGUCUACCGGAUGACCGUGGGGCCAAUCCAACGCCAUAUUGAGCGGCUGGCUCUAGCUGGUGGCCCGGGCGAACAGCCCGUCGCGGCCACGGCUGAGAACGGAAACAACCAGCCUGCUCCGGCUCAAAACGCGCCAGACGAUAUCUGGCAGUAUCUGUGGCGGGCCGAACGGUCCUUGGUUCUUCUGUUGGCAAGUUUGAUUCCGGGCAUUGGCGAGCGACAGGUGCAGGCUCGCAAUGCCGCUGAGGCAGAGGCGGAGCGUCAGCGCCAAGAGCGUGAGCGUGAACGCCAGCAGCAGGAGGAGGAAGUCCCGGCUCCGGAUGGAGACCGGACUCAGACUUAA
Messenger RNA from Penicillium malachiteum, 1587 nucleotides. RefSeq lists its product as uncharacterized. Gene Ontology annotation, biological process: endoplasmic reticulum unfolded protein response. The transcript is spliced from 3 exons. Bases 1 to 1587 code for a protein of 528 amino acids. Lineage: Eukaryota; Fungi; Ascomycota; Eurotiomycetes; Eurotiales; Aspergillaceae. The record is from RefSeq and is a predicted model, not a curated record.